AUGCCGAAGCCACCGUCCGAUAAUGGUCUGUGUGAUUUGGGGAGCGCGUCUGAUUUAUUUGGUGGUCACUUUUAUGUUGGGAUAGUACAGGUGGUAGCCGAUUUUCUCAAAGGACACCUUAAACUCGGGCUUGGACGACUCGGUGGCAGCCUUGAGAACCUGGCUGAACGCCAAUUGGACCGCGAUGUUGGCCUUUUUCAGCAGCUUGACUUCGUCGAGAAAAGCCUCGGCCAUGAACUUUGGGUACUGCAGUUUUGCAACCAUUGCCUCGAAUCGCCGCAAGUCCAGGUUGACUCUGUCUGCUCGUUGUUUCAUGAGCACCCUUUCGUAGUUGGCUCCACUUCCUUGCAACGAGCCAUGGAUCCACACGUUUUGUCUCAUGAUGUGCUGGUAUUCGGAGUAUGGAAGCAGUUGAGGAAUGCCGAUGGUCUGAUACGACUUGAACUGCAGAUUGUAAAGGAUCUCUUCAGACACCUUGCACAGUUUAGGGAGGCCCAACAGCCCAAAUCUCUGGAGCAAUCGGAACAAACAAACGCGGGACUCUGUAAGGUUUUUAUGGAUUUCGUAUUUCACCAGUUGGAACUCGAAAUAACGUUCCAUCCGCUCAAACUGGGGCAGAAACUCCUUAUCGAUCUCGUACUGUUCUCUAAGCUUGUUCUUCUUGUCGCCCUUGGCCUUCUUGAUGCGUUUCGAGUAGUUGUUGAUCUGUGUUUGGCGGAGCCGGUUCAGGUCCAAGAGUCGGUGGAUAUGCUGGAUCAGAUGCUCCAGCUGGUUCCCAAGCUGCCAGUAUCCCAGAUGCAGCUCGCGGGGGUCUUUGUACAGGUCGAGUUCGAUCGAUUUGAAGAGCAGGUCGGCCAUCUUGGACAGCUUCAAAUAGUAGACGAACGAGGCAAGCGGCAUGGCUGGGAGUUCUGA
Messenger RNA from Ogataea philodendri, 915 nucleotides. RefSeq lists its product as uncharacterized. Lineage: Eukaryota; Fungi; Ascomycota; Pichiomycetes; Pichiales; Pichiaceae. The record is from RefSeq and is a predicted model, not a curated record. The transcript has a single exon. Bases 1 to 915 code for a protein of 304 amino acids.